Molecule: messenger RNA, 1780 nt
Organism: Trichoderma atroviride IMI 206040
Lineage: Eukaryota; Fungi; Ascomycota; Sordariomycetes; Hypocreales; Hypocreaceae
Source: RefSeq, a predicted model, not a curated record
UGAUUGAGCGUCAUUCAACUAUCCUGAGUCAUCCGGUCCCAGCCUCGCUCUUGCUUCCACAACAGGACAAAGGUUCCAUGUCAUCAACACAAAGAUCACAACCACAGCCCUCCAUUCCAUAUUGUGCAUUCUCAAGACCGCUUCAUCACCAAGCUGACGCAAGAAAAGCCUACCUCUCUGUUCUAGUCAACCCGACAACGUUGGAACCUACGUCGCAGACAUAUUUUCAUCAUGGGAGGCUUAGCUUUUACAUCGGCAAAAUAUGCACUUUGCACUCCACGAAUGCCCAAAGAAGUCUAUGAAGCCACAAAAGCCUGGUGUCAAGAGAUCCUUCGCGGUCUUUACCGUCAUGUGGAAUCGCCUCUUGAUGGUCCGGGCAAAUUAGACUUUGGAGACAUCGAUAUCUUUUUGGCAUCCCCAAAACCAGAAGCCUCUACUGGUCUUUACGCGAUAAACACACUGUCUAAAGCUUUAGGAGCCGAACGUACCAUUAUUGAAAGCGGUAGAGAACACAUCAAUGUUGCAGCAAGUUUCGCUAUCCCAUGGCCCAGCGAUGAAACCAGCAAUGCUGAAGAUGCAGACAAGAAACACAUCCAAGUCGACGUCCGAGUGUGUGAAUCAGAAGAUAAGCUCCGCUGGAUGCUUUUCAAUCACGGCCACGGGGAUUUGUGGCAAAUUGUCGGGUCGCAAAUUAGAUGGUAUGGAUUGACAGUCGAUGACAGCGCCAUGUGGCUCCGAAUUCCCGAGAUAGAGGAGUCGAACAAAAGACUGGCCAAGAUCUUUCUGACUUCAGAUCCUCCCAAAGUUCUGGAUUUUCUUGGCUUGCCCAAGGAAGAAUAUUGGGACCACCCUUUCCCCUCUGCGGAAGACAUGUUUGACUAUAUUAGUUCUUGUCGGCUGAUGUAUGUCGCCCCCACUGCGCCAGAGCGUGAUGCGAAAAGCCUCAAAUCAAAUGAUCGUCGGCGUAUGAAGCAGCGGCCAAUUUUCAAAAAGUGGAUGGAUGAAUUUGUUCCAGAAUGUCGGCAACUUGGCCGAUUCUCAGAACAAAGACUUACCAGAGAGGCCGUUACUGAGGAGGCAUUCGCCGUGUUUGGCGUUGAAAAGGAAUACAAAGCCCGACGCAAAGAAUUUCUCAUAAAGCGACAAGAAGAUUUCAUUUGGAAUAGCCUGAUCAAAGAUAGUAUUCCGGCUCCCAGCCCGUCGGAUUCGAGAGCUAUUCUUCAUAAGUCGUGCAGUGUUAAAGCUCUGAAAGGUAUCAUUCUCGGGAACGGCGAGAACUACAAUUUUCCGCUUGACAAAAAGAGUCUCAAGGACUCUGACGGCUUCUACAACAUGGAUUACAUCAAGGAGUUUAUUAAAUUACACAAGGACGAUGUUGGGGAGGCAGCUCUAGUUAGACACUAUGAGAAAUGCGCGGCGCGUUUGCUUUCGAAGGAGACCAAAGAAGAGACGCAGCCAUCCUAAAUCGUGCUCGAAAGAACCCUGGGUCGGGGUUAGAUCAAGAAAGCUGGCCUUGAUGCAGAAAGCUUCCAGUUGUAUGACUUGUUCUUGAAUUAGCGCUUGGGAGGUGACAAUAUGAAGAACUCGUUCUUGGUUAGCAAUGGUCAGAUGAUAAGGAACAGGGUGUGCGAGGAAAGAGAUGUACCUUUGCGGAGGAAAUAUAUUAGGUCAUGGUAUGCUUUAUACGUUUUGAACUUUGGGCGUUUGACGUUGGUUAUCAUUAGCACAGGCAAGAACGCGCAGGCUUUGAGAAUGUCACGAGCAUGAUUUCGCCGGGAAU